AUGACUGGCUUUAUGAUUCUCUCUCUUAAACAGACAUGUGUGGUGUUUGUGUCCAUUCUGGGUGGCGCGUGGCUGGAGAAUCACUUCUCCUGUCUUCUUUCUCUUCUCAUGGUGUGUGUGUCUCAUGGACGGGCGACGCAAUACUCAGCAGAUGCUGUCCCCUUCAUACUGAUGGCCGCUCUUGGCACUUUUCUGGGGAAGAAGGCUCAAAUCGCUACUGCCAAAGAGAUCUGUCAAUUGAUCCGCAAACAGAAGAGGGUUGUGGACGCAGCUCUUCAUGAGGGGAACAUGGAGAUACGUGUGAGUCCUGCGGAUGUCACAGCUAGUCAGCAUGUGCUGGUGUGUGCACUCUUAGAGCUGGGCAGUCUGCUGCAGGACCCCAGCAUAGGAAUGUUGGACACUGUGAUCUCUGUUCUUCUUCGCCCCAGCUCAUCUGCUCGACUGGCUGCUGCCUGGUGCCUGUGGUGUGUUGCUGUAGGGAUGCCUGCUCAGCUCACGUCUGUGAAGGACGUGGAGAAUGAGCAGCGGCAUGGAGACUCUUUCACCUGGCAGGUGACCCUGGAGGGGCGAGCAGGAGCACUCAGUAAAGAGUCUGGUGGUGCACUGCGAGUGUAUGAGAUCCUCACAAUGGUUCAGCCUAAAAGAUAUGAAGAGAGCUUUGACACAGUGUUGAAGCAGCUGCUGAACGAUCUGACCGGGCCAGAAAUCACAGCAUGUGCUGAGCUGAACCUGAGGGCUCAGUUCCUAGAGCAGUUCUGUGAGUUUGUGCAUCAGCUGAAAGGAGCCCGGCUGGAGACUGUUCAAAUCCAUGUAGCUGCUGCUUUCUGCUGCACUUUGAAGCUGCUGCUGAAGAAACUCAACAGAAGGAGGAUGGAGAUCGAUGACGACUCCUCUGCAUUCCUCGCAAAGUCUGAAUCCAGCGGCCCCUUCAAUAACCUGCGCUGGUCCACUCAUUUCCUGGUUCUACACUUGGCGGACCGCAUGGCUCUCAUAGCAGCCACAGACCACAGCGAUCAGCUCCGACUGGCUGGUUUACAAACACUGCUGGUCAUUAUCCAGAAAUUCUUCAGUGUGCCAGAGCCCGAGUUCCCUGGACAUAUCAUUCAGACUGAUCGUGGAUCGAAUUUCAUGUCUCGUGUGUUCACCCGUGUUUUGAAACAGCUCAGCAUACAACAUAAUGUUUCCAGUGCCUAUCAUCCGGAAAGCCAGGGGGCGCUGGAACGCUAUCAUCAAACGUUGAAGAGCAUGUUGCGGCAUAUUGCCUUGAGACUGGUAAGGAUUGGGCAGAUGCAGUUCCCUGGCUGCUGUUUGCCUGUAGAGAGAGCCCGUUCAUCUCCAGCUGAGCUGGGGUCGGAUUUGUCGAGGCCUACGAGUGAUAAGUCCAUGCUGUUGUCUGUUGUGGUGGAAGAGAGUGAUGAAACUGAAAGUAAUCCACCUCGUGCUCUAAUUGAGGGUCGUCUUAACAACACUAAAAUGCUCUCAGUUUUAGCUGAUCACCUCCCACACCUCACCGAUUUUGAGAAGACUGACAUUUUGGACGUUGUUCGCCAAUUUCCAGAGUUGUUUAAUGAUGUUCCAAAACAAACUCACCUUAUUGAGCAUGACAUUGAUGUGGGAACAACAACACCAAUCAAGCAACAUCCGUACAGGGUUUGCAGUGCAUGGAUCGCCAGUGGGGUCAUCAGCGACCUGCGUGACCUGAGAAGGGUACAUCAGCUUCUGGCUUCCUCUCUCGCCAAAGCUCAAAGCCUGGGACGAGGUGUAUAUCACAGUGGUACAGGGCUCCAGGCAGCCAUCUUCAGCAGCAGAAUGAUGAGGCUGGGACUGCAGGUCCAGCAGGGGCUGGUUUGCUCAAACUGGUCCAGACUGAGCCGCCUGUGGCUGGCUGCCCUUCAGGACCAUGCCCUGCUCACCCUGCCCUCACAAUACUCCAGUCAGCUCCCCUCCACAGGAAUCAGUGUGGAGUUUUUGUGUUCUCCUCACUCUGGAGACCAAAUGGAAAAGAUUGUUUCUUGUCUUCAGGCUCUGCAGGCCUUAUUGGAGGUGUAUUGGCCCCGUUCGAAAGUGGGCAAUGAUCAGAAAGCUUCCACAGCUCAGCCCAAACUGGCUGGCAGCCCUACUGGGCAGGAAGGACAGACCUGCUCCCUCAGCAACACUGACUGUAGACUCGUCACAUCUGCUCUGGCCAUCUUCUCAGAACUGCCCUCCAUCUGUUCACCAGAGGAGGCGGUGAAGGGCUCUGUCGGAGCAGAGAAUGGACAGCUGGUACCAGGCAUCCCUCAGGCCUUGAGCACUGUUCUCUCCUCUCCCAUGAGCAGAGCUGAGAAGAGUCUUAGGGCCUGGACUGAACUGCUGCGAUGUGCACUGCAUUCAGGUAGUUCUCGCUCAUCUCUCUCUCAUCAAACACAAUCUGUCUGUGUGUGUGUUCAACGUUUAUUUGAGGAACAUUCUCUGGUUUUUCAUGGAUUGUUUUGGAUGGAUAAAAUGGAGCCUGGAGUAGAUGAGGUCACCGUGUUGACAUCUCUCACCAUCUUCCUGCUGUACGCCAUUGCUGAAGUGACCACAGAGUAUUGUUCUCUACUCUCUUGUUCUCUAGCCAUUUCCCAUUUAGGUGCUGAGAGAAGUUAUCAGUGGUUAGUAUCUUUAUUCCAAGGCCCAGUACCGGUAGCCAGGCCAUUUAUUCUAGCUCUGGGUGGCUGUUUGGUGUCACAACAGCAGGAGGUUGAAAAGAGUCAUCUUCAAGGCCCAGCAGAGCUACAGGCCUUGCACGAUGCCAUCCGAGCCCUGGAAGCACUAGUGUUUGCUGCUGAUGAAACUCACUGUCCACAGCUGGUGGCUGUGCUGUUGCUCAUCCUCAUCUCUCUCCAGCUAGAUGAGAAUGCUUUGGCAUCGGCUCCGGCAGCCUCUCGCUCACUGCACGAGUCUGCCUUAGGAGACCUCAUGCGGAUCGGCCCCCAGCACUCGGCUGUCUUCAAUGCACUGAUGGCCUCCACCCCGCACAUGAAAGCCAGGCUGCAGGCAACCAUCAAGGGCAACCAGGAGAGCAUGAACACUAAGGCACAAACAACUCGGCUCAUUAGCAAAAACACGCCAAGCAUUUAACUGAAGAUCAGUUUCCUGUGAAUCCUCCUGACUGGAUAUGAUACGAGUAUUAUGAUUUUAA
Molecule: messenger RNA, 3163 nt
Organism: Carassius carassius (crucian carp)
Lineage: Eukaryota; Metazoa; Chordata; Actinopteri; Cypriniformes; Cyprinidae
Product: HEAT repeat-containing protein 5A-like
Exons: 21
Coding region: 1-3102 (1033 amino acids)
Biological process (GO): endocytosis; DNA integration; retrograde transport, endosome to Golgi
Cellular component (GO): Golgi apparatus; endocytic vesicle; membrane
Molecular function (GO): nucleic acid binding
Source: RefSeq, a predicted model, not a curated record